GAGCGGCGGGGGGGCGGUGCUGGCCGCCGGUAGGCCGAGGGCCUGAGGUGCGGGCGGGGGAGGCCGCGCAGCGCCCCGCCGGCUGCAGGUUGCACUUGGAUUACAACAACAUAUGGCUGGCAAAUAGAACAUCACUGCUUUUCUGGAAGAUGUAGUUUCACCAGGACUUCCCAUCUGAGUUGCUGCGAGGCCUGAAAAUUUGACUGGAAAUAACACCAGGGUGGGGGUUACAACACUGUGUGGCUUUCUAGAAGAUGACUGUAGAAGAUCUCCCAGAACGUUCCUUAGAAGGAGAUUCUCUCACUGAAAGACGUUUUUUAUUCCCAAACUCCGAAACAUCUGUUACCUUUUCUGUUGCUGCUGCACCAAUGCCUUCAGACUGUGAGUUUUCCUUCUUUGAUCCCAAUGAUGCAGCAUGUCAAGAAAUACUUUUCAACCCCAAAACAUCAAUUUCUGAAUUGUUUGCUAUCUUAAGACAGUGGGUUCCACAGGUCCAGCAGAAUAUUGAUGUUAUUGGGAAUGAGAUCAUUAAAAGAGGUUGCAAUGUGAAUGACAGAGAUGGACUGACUGAUAUGACUCUUUUGCAUUACACUUGUAAAUCGGGGGCUCAUGGUAUUGGUGAUGUUGAAACUGCUGUAAAAUUUGCAACACAGCUUAUUGAUCUGGGUGCUGAUAGCAGUUUACGCAGCCGCUGGACAAAUAUGAAUGCCUUGCAUUAUGCUGCUUACUUUGAUGUUCCAGAACUUAUUAGUGUUAUUUUGAAAAACGCAAAGCCAAAAGAUGUAGAUGCUACCUGCAGUGAUUUUGAUUUUGGAACAGCUUUACAUAUUGCUGCAUUUAACCUAUGUACAGGAGCCGUCAAGUGUCUACUGGAACAUGGAGCAAAUCCUGCCUUUAGGAAUGACAAAGGGCAGAUCCCAGUGGAUGUGGUUCCUGAUCCAGUAGAUAUGCCACUGGAAAUGGCAGAUGCAGCAGCCAGUGCAAAAGAAAUCAAGCAGAUAUUGCUGGAUGCAGUGUCUCUGUCAUGUGAUGUCUCAAAAGCCGUGAUUCCAAACCAUAAUCAUGUCACAGGCAAGGCCAUGCUCUUAUCGCUUGGCCUGAAGCUGGGAGAUCGUGUCGUUAUUGCAGGACAGAAGGUUGGUACGUUAAGAUUUUGUGGUACAACGAAAUUUGCCAGUGGCCAGUGGGCUGGCAUAGAACUGGAUGAAGCAGAAGGAAAGAACAAUGGAAGUAUUGGAAAAGUCCAGUACUUCAAGUGUGCACCGAAAUGCGGUAUCUUUGCACCUCUUUCUAAAAUAAGCAAGUCUUACGAUCAGAAGAAACCCGUUGUACGAAGUACUUCUAUGCGAUCUUCGCCUUUGGUCAAAUCCAAGAAAAUAGAUAUAACGCAUGUAACUUCCAAAGUGAAUUCUGGCCUAAAUAUGUCAAAAAAACCCAGUGCUUCUGAAACCAACUUAAUGACUGUUAACAGGGGAAAAAUGCUACCUGCAAAAGAAGGUUUUCCUGGAUACAGCAGCUCUUCCUCUUCUACUACCUCCUUAGAAGGCAAGCAGAAUAAGAAGCGGAACUCAACUAGCAGCAAUAAAAAGCCACUUACUAGAGCAUCUUCUGCCUCAUCUAAAAUUAGUGCUGGGCUGUACAGUUCCUCUUCAGCUGCGAGGAAAUUUCCUUUCAAUGAGGGAGAAAUUCAAGUUGGAGACAGAGUACUGGUGGUAGGACAGAGAACAGGCACUGUUAGAUUUUGUGGGACGACAAAAUUUGCACCAGGAUUCUGGUGUGGAAUUGAAUUGGACAAGCCUCAUGGUAAGAAUGAUGGUUCAGUAGGAGGUGUUCAGUACUUCAGGUGUCUUCCUAGAUACGGUAUAUUUGCACCACCAUCUCGUGUUCAGAGAUUAACAGGUUCGCUGGAUUCUCUUGCAGAGACUUCAUCAAGUAAAAUAAAUCACAGUUUUCCAGGUUUUAGACGCAGCUUAAGCACAACUUCUGCAUCUUCACAAAAAGAGAUAAACAGAAGAAACUCCUUUGUUAGGUCUAAGAGCUCUAUCUCACGGCACAGCUGGAGUAAUACCAGUGCAACUAACACUGAGGGACUGGUGAAGCUGCACGAAGGCUCACAGGUUCUUCUGACCAGCUCCAAUGAAAUGGGUACAAUCAGGUAUAUUGGUCCUACAGACUUUGCACCAGGGAUAUGGCUCGGACUUGAACUCCGAAGUGCAAAGGGAAAGAAUGAUGGCUCUGUAGGGGAAACACGUUAUUUCACCUGUAAGCUGAACCAUGGGGUCUUAGUUCGACCUAGCAGAGUAACCUAUCGUGGGAUUAAUGGGGCAAAACUUGUAGAUGAUAUUUGCUGAGCCAAAAUAUGCUACAAAGUAGGAAAUUAAAGCACACAAGAACCUCAUCUAGAUUUCCACCUUAUUUUUUAAACAAUUAAACCUGUAUUUGUAUUUUACAUAUAUAUAAUAUAUAUGUGUGUAUAAAGAUAUAUAUAUUGUGUGUGUAUGUGUAUAUAUAUGCAUAUAUACACAUAUUUAGAAGUAAACACACUGUUCUGUUUCUCUUAAUGAAACAGCUCUUACCUGGGAAGGUUACUCCAAAAGCUUUUGGGUUUAAGAUGCUGUAUUAUUUGAAUCAUGCUCCAGUUGGAGAAUGCUAGUAUGUCCAGUGUUCUCUAAAGUUGCUUUGUGAUUCAUAUAGUACUUAAACGAUUUUCUUCCAUGUAGUAAUGAACUGACAAUGCUUCAUGCAUCGCUUGCUUUUGAUAGAGGAGGUGGUUAAUGAGUGACAUUAGUGUGUUUCCUAGACACUUUGACAAUUUCAAUACCAGCUGCUAGCAAUAAUAAAAAAGCAAAAAAGACAUUUUUUUCAAGCACUUGUGAAGUAUUUCUAUAUUUUAUCAUCAGAUCCAUCCUCUUCUUUACCCCCUGGCAUUAUCCCCUCCUGAAUAUAGAAGGGCUGAUAAAUGCAAGUAUUUGUGGCUAUCCUAGUGAAUGAAUUAAGUAAAAAGCCUUUAAAAACACACAGACACUGCAUGUAGUUGUUAAAUGCACUUUUUGUUGUAUGCAUUUGUUGAAAGAGCUUCUUAUAAGAAGCACUCUUUAAAAUAAUGCACUUUGCACUCUCUUGGAGAGCUUUCCCUCAUUUUUAAAGGUAUUUUUUUUGUUGUUUGGUUGGUGUGCUGCAGGCUAUGAGUAUCACAAUUUUUAAGUGCAAAUGAACCCAGAGUGGAACUAUACAUAAUAGAUGCAGCAUAAAUAUUAAGUCUGUAUAAAUACAGCAUAGUAAUUCCUGCCAGUGGUGUGGGUUAUACGCAGGGUUUUCAAGCAAGCUAUUAACUAGCUAUUUGUUUGUUACUGAUGUUUGUUUUUGUUUUGUUUGGAACAGUUUCCAGUAUAAGUUUAUUGUAAGAGUCUUAUGCUAAAUUAAGGCUAAUUUUAGGUAUAGCACUGUAACACCAUAUGAGGUGACAUUUGCAUAUCAGCUUUUUUAAAAAAAUAGAUAGUAUUUUGCCCAUGUUUUAAACAUGUAAUGUAUUUUAAUUGCUCACUAUCUUAUUGGAUAUUAUUGGGGUGGUUUUGUAUUCCAGAACGGUCAUUUUAUUCUUAAAUGAUCUGCCUGCUUUUAUCUCCUUGAAAGAAGUGACACUAUAAUUACAUCUUAAUAUACUAUUUUUAGACAGAAUUCUGCUGCUAUUAUGUUAUUUUAACAAUUAAUGUAGCUAUUUUUCCUUGGCUGUAUUUAGAAUACUGCAUAUUGUAUUCUAGCUUAUGGACAUUUAAAUUGAAUAUAAAAGCUGUAAAUUUUUAAUGUAAAAAAUUAAUGCUUUGUAUUUGAAGAUGUACUGAACGCAGUGAUCUACUGAACAUUAUUUUGUCCAAUAUCUGUUUCUUGCUGGUAUUAUUAAAAUGAAACCCUGGUGGGUGGUAUAGUAUGGUAAAGAGAAAUUUCAUUAGGUCCUUAUAGAAUGUACAUCUUUUCUCUCACUUCUGUUCUUAUGUACAAAUUAUGUAAACAGGAUGUUGUAGUGUGCUUCGCAGUGCACAGGAGAGAUCCCUUUUCAGUUAAGAGAGGAAGGAACCCGAAGUGUGUGUGGGGAAAUGGAAAAGAGAGGUGUGUGCCUAAAACCUGCUCAGGAGUUUUGUUAACUAAACCAAGGUAAUAUCCUGCUAGGGAAUAAUAAGCAUGUGGAUAAACAAGUGAAGGAGAAUAAAUAACUCUAUAAAUGUUCGUUCUAAUUUUAAGGAAUGUUUCUUGAGAAAGUAGCUACCUAAGGUGUGGGAGUGGAACAGGGAGGGGAAACAAAGGGGCAUUUCAGGGCAGGAACUCGCUUUUCCUAUGCCUGUCAUAGGACUUACCUGUGGUACUUCCCUGUAUUAAGUACAGUUUAUAAUCAGACCUACGAAAAGUCUAUUUCCAAACAAAGAAAAAUGCUGUCUUAGGCUAUAUACAUAUAGGGAUGGAAACACCCACCUGCUUUCUUGAACUGUGCAUGUUGUUCUCUAUUUCUACUAGCCAUCUUCCUUUGGGUGAAAGCCAACCUUUGGUGCUUGUAAUAGAUGGAACAGCACCUUUCUUCUCUGUAAGAAGCUUGGUGGGUACUAGAUUUACAAUGCAACCAAGUCUUAAACAUGCUGCUGUUAGCCAGAAAGAUGGCAGUCUCUGUUUGGCACCACACCUGCUCCUUUUGCACAGGUGUACCUGGUUACUUCUAUAACUGACCUGAUGUUGAUACAGUCAUUAUACAACCCAACACAGAAGAAGCCAUUUACAGUCAUUUUAUUUGUCUUCAUGCCUUUUUGGUUCACUACACUUGUUUACAAUACAAAUACACUAUUCAAUACAAAAUACUCAAUGACCAUAGAGUAGUAUUUUUCUUCAUAGUAUCCCUGAAGUGCAUAGGCCCUUCCUUUAUAAACAGUGUUGCAUAAACUACUGUACAUGAGAGAGACAUUCCUAUAAUGAAGCUUUGUUACUAGAAGAAGCCAGGUGCAGACAAUUCAGGCAGUUUCCUGUGAUGGGUUUAACUUUGGGACAGAUGCUUUGUGAUGUCUUUGCAGCUGUGAAAGGCUGUUUUAUGCUAUUCCUAUGUCAAAGUUCUUGUCCCCAAAAAGACAGGCUCAGUAAGAGGAGCAAACGUGCAAAAUUUAAUCCUUCAUAUUCUAUUUCAGACCUCUUACCUCAUGCACUGUCUAAACAUUUGUGCCCAGUGGUGCUGCAGUUACUCUCACACUGAGCCUUUGUCCUUUUGUAAACAAACAGGGAGUGAAGUGAAGCAAGUGGACCAGUGAUACUACACCACUGAAAGAUGUGACUCAGCCAAAUUAACGCAGAUUUUGAGCUUUUAGUCUGUGGUACCUGACCUCCCUCCCCUGCUACAGCAAAGCCCCUCUCUUGCCACCACUCCUUCCACUGUUCCUUGAGGAAGCAGAACAACCCAGACUUCUCGCCUUUGCUUCAUUUCCAAGCAUGUGAUAUAGAAGCAAGGUUCAGUAGUAAAAACAAAGAUGAAAGCACAACCGGAAAAGUAGAUAAACAGGCAUCCUAACCUACUUUACCUUCAGCAGCUUACAAAUCAGCACAGAAUCAGAAAAUCUACCUAACAUCUACAGGAAACAGAUAACAUCCACAAGGAAACAAGUCAUUUUCAGAGUAUGAGAGUGGUAGCAUGGAAUUUUUAUAUUCAUUCUUUAUAUCCUGUAGAUCAUACUGCUUCCCGCUUUUCCACUGUAGCAUGAGGAAGAUACAUAAGACUGGAAUUUAAAUAUUGACAAUGAAAAAGUUUAACUUUUUCAGUUUAAAAGCAAGUUCUGUACUUGCUUCUACAUUUUACGAUUUAUGUUGUCUCAAUAAAUUGUACUAACAAAAAAACAACAGACAAAAUGUUGUAAGAGA
Molecule: messenger RNA, 5889 nt
Organism: Cygnus atratus (black swan)
Lineage: Eukaryota; Metazoa; Chordata; Aves; Anseriformes; Anatidae
Gene: CLIP4
Product: CAP-Gly domain containing linker protein family member 4
Exons: 19
Coding region: 255-2351 (698 amino acids)
Biological process (GO): cytoplasmic microtubule organization
Cellular component (GO): nucleus; cytoplasm; microtubule plus-end
Molecular function (GO): microtubule plus-end binding
Source: RefSeq, a predicted model, not a curated record